This is a messenger RNA of Plasmodium malariae, 2235 nucleotides long. Its product is annotated as conserved Plasmodium protein, unknown function. Lineage: Eukaryota; Apicomplexa; Aconoidasida; Haemosporida; Plasmodiidae. Gene Ontology annotation, molecular function: chromatin binding. Bases 1 to 2235 code for a protein of 744 amino acids. The record is from RefSeq and is a predicted model, not a curated record. Gene Ontology annotation, biological process: meiotic chromosome condensation; mitotic sister chromatid separation. The transcript has 2 exons. Gene Ontology annotation, cellular component: condensin complex; nucleus.
AUGUCAACGACAGACGAGUUAAGCACACUGAUACAAAAUUUACAAAAAUGUAAUAACACGAAUGAAUGUAUAAACUUUGACUUAGUUAGUACGAUACAAGAAUUCUUAAAUUGUUUAGAUAAAAACGAAUUUGAAGAUUUGGAUAAACGAAUAAGCGAAAAUGAAAAGGAAAAAGAAAAGGAUCACAUGAACAGCUUCACAUCUGCAGCUAUUUUUGUUGAAAACUGUGUAAAAGUGUUUGGCCUAAAAAUUGAACAUUUACACAAUUUAGCUCAUAACACAUUAUAUAAUAUUCAUAAAGAAAGCAAAAAUAAUAAUACGAACAAGAAACCAUUAUUAACAUCUUAUGAAGAAGAAUAUUUAUUUAUUAAUGAAAUAAGAAAUUUAAAAAAUAUUACUAAUGAAAAUGAGCAAGUGGAAGACGAAACACUAGUAAAAACUAUCCCCUUACCUACCUUUCUUUUUUCGGAAAAUGUGAAAAAAAAGGAAAAUAAUGAAGAUAAUAAAAAAUGUUCGACAUCUAACAGCCAAAUAAUGAGGUUGACAGAGGACGAAUUGGGCAAAAAAAAAAAAGAAGCUAAUGAAGAGAGUGUAGCUAAAGGAAAAGAUAGGAAUAAGACGGAUAUGUCAGAUGGCCUAGAUAGCGCGAAUGAACGCAUUGAAGAACAGAUUACAGAAAUAGAAUUGAUCGAAAAGAAUUCCAUAAAUUCCCUCAAUUUUGAUAAAAUAUUUCUAGAGAAUGAUGGAAUAUUACUUCUAGAUAUCAAUGACUAUAAUAUUUUCAUAGAUGAUCAACAUGAUUUUUCAAUUAAGAAUAAGAAUAGCACAAUCUUAUUUGAAAAGUAUGAUUUCUUUUCCAGACAUUCUACUUAUAUAUCUUCUAAUAAUUUGAGUAAAUAUAUAGAACCCAAAAAAAGUGUAGAAGAUAUUUAUAAAAUUUUUACUAUUAAUGACCUUCUAUCUGAAAAGCUUCCUUCAGACAUAUUCUUGUUUAAACAGCAUUUUUCUGACUAUGAUUUCUCUUUAGGUAUCUUGAAAAAUAAAAAAUAUGUGUUAAACAAAUUUCAAGAUCAAAAAAAAUAUUUUUAUAUACUUGAUGAUAAUACACACAUGGAUAAUAACAGACCCAUACAAUUGUUGGAAAAAAAUGACAUAAAUAAAAAGUUACCUAACUAUUAUAUUUUGAACUGUUAUAAUAUAAAAAAUUCCAAAUAUUUUCUAACGUAUAUGCAACCUAGUCAAAUUUUAGAUAUUAUUAAAAGAAACGAGACAGGUUACAGGGGUGAUUUGAUGGGGGAAUCCGCACUAUUCUCUCCCCAUGAGAAUAAACAAAGUGUCAAGGAUGCCCAAGAUACCACUUCUAACAACGCCAGCAAUGAUAGCAGCGCUUUCGAUGAGAACGCUUCUAACUUGUCCAACGACCAGAAGCUGUUCAACCAAAUAAGAAUACCCGACAUAUACAUCCAAAAGCUGGGCCUAAAUUUCUCGUACUACCACCUAGAGCCAUUACUGUACUAUUUGAUAAAAGACUUGAAAAAAAAAAAAAAUGUGGAAAAAUUUUUUUCUAUUAGCUUUAGUGAUGAAAAUGCUAACUACGAUUUUGACAUAUUAAAAGAUGAUGAAUACCAAGAGGGAAAGGAUUUGGAAGGUGCGACCGUUGAAGAGAAGUUAACUAUGGAUAAUUUCAUGGAUGCGCGAUCCUUAAAUGAUGAUAUAAACGAUGAUCUUCCCUUAGAGGUUUUCUAUAAGAAGGACUCCGGAGAUGGGUUUUUUGUUCCAUUCGACGAAGAUAUCCACGAGAGAGUGAACAAGUGGAAUAUAUUCCUCGAGGAAAAGCUUGAACUCUUAAGGAAACAGCCACGAUACGAUGUGGAUAUUUAUAAAAAAAAUAUCAUCAAUUAUACUAUGAAUUGUGGAGAUAAAAUACCAUUUACCAAUCUCAUAAGAGACAAAGAACAGUAUCAAAUUUGCAGAAAUUUCUUAACAAUUCUUAUGCUAAUAAAUACGGAUGUUUUAAAUAUAAAAGAGAUAAAACGUAACCAUGGUUUUUCCAAUGAUGUUACUAACUAUGAAAUUAAUAUAAAAAAGGAAAAUGUUCAGGAAUAUCUUAGCGCUUCUAAACGAUUUAAAAAUACUAGUUUUGCCAUAAAAGACAAAAAAAGAAAAACUGAAUUGAAAAAUGGAAACAAGGACAUUUAUCCCUCCAAAAGAAAAACUGAAGCGAAAAAUGGCUAG